UAAGGAGACCACUGAGACAAGCGGGACCGCGGAGCAGCAGCCUCUCUGCUGCCCUGACUUUUUAAGAAAUCUCAAUGAACUAUUUGUAAAGAAUCACUGAUCCUGCCUGCAAGCUUUUUGCACGGCACAGACGUUGAUCAGUGUUAAGUAAAGAUCACAUUUUAUAUGCGAUCUUGACUUUUUUUGUCUUACAUUAUAUUUUUAUAGAUUUUGUUAUAAACAUGGUGCUGGGAAAGGUGAAGAGUUUAACAAUAAGCUUUGACUGUCUUAAUGACAGCAAUGUCCCUGUGUAUUCUAGUGGGGAUACCGUCUCAGGAAGGGUGAAUUUAGAAGUUACUGGGGAAAUCAGAGUAAAAUCUCUUAAAAUUCAUGCAAGAGGACAUGCGAAAGUACGCUGGACUGAAUCUAGAAACGCCGGCUCCAAUACUGCCUAUACACAGAAUUACACUGAAGAAGUAGAAUAUUUCAACCAUAAAGACAUCUUAAUUGGGCACGAAAGAGAUGAUGAUACUUCUGAAGAAGGUUUCAACACUAUUCAUUCAGGAAGGCAUGAAUAUGCAUUCAGCUUUGAGCUUCCACAGACACCACUUGCUACCUCAUUUGAAGGCCGACAUGGCAGUGUGCGUUAUUGGGUGAAAGCCGAAUUGCACAGGCCUUGGCUUCUACCAGUAAAAUUAAAGAAGGAAUUUACAGUCUUUGAGCAUAUAGAUAUCAACACUCCUUCAUUACUGUCACCCCAAGCAGGCACAAAAGAAAAGACUCUCUGUUGCUGGUUCUGUACCUCAGGCCCAAUAUCCUUAAGUGCCAAAAUUGAAAGGAAGGGCUAUACCCCAGGUGAAUCAAUUCAGAUAUUUGCUGAGAUCGAGAACUGCUCUUCCCGAAUGGUGGUGCCAAAGGCAGCCAUUUACCAAACACAGGCCUUCUAUGCCAAAGGGAAAAUGAAGGAAGUCAAACAGCUUGUGGCUAACUUGCGUGGGGAAUCUUUAUCAUCUGGAAAGACAGAGACAUGGAAUGGCAAGUUGCUGAAAAUUCCACCGGUUUCUCCCUCUAUCCUUGACUGUAGUAUAAUUCGUGUGGAGUAUUCACUAAUGGUGUAUGUGGAUAUUCCUGGAGCUAUGGAUUUAUUUCUUAAUUUGCCACUUGUCAUUGGUACCAUUCCUUUACAUCCUUUUGGUAGCAGAACCUCAAGUGUAAGCAGUCAAUGUAGCAUGAAUAUGAACUGGCUUGGUUUAUCCCUUCCUGAAAGGCCUGAAGCACCACCCAGCUAUGCAGAAGUGGUAACAGAGGAACAAAGACGAAACAAUCUUGCACCAAUGAGUGCUUGUGAUGACUUUGAGAGAGCACUUCAAGGACCACUGUUUGCAUAUAUCCAAGAGUUUCGGUUCUUGCCUCCACCUCUUUAUUCAGAGAUUGAUCCAAAUCCUGAUCAAUCAGCAGAUGAUAGACCAUCCUGCCCCUCUCGUUGAAGGAACACUUGGUUGAGUCAAAUUCAUGUGGGUUCCGAACUAUAUCCCUUCCGGCUGAGGACAGAGAAGUAUCUUGGAGACACGUUUUCAGUGGAAGUGGAAUUGCUUUUGCCCAGAAAAAUGGCGAAUACAUGAAACAACCAGUUAUCAUGCUUUAGAAGCCUAUAGCAACAUUCUGGGACUGCUCCAACAUGCUUGAAGAUCUAAGCUUUUCUCCUCUAAAACUGGCACAUAUUAAGAGCAGUCUUCAUAGCCUAUGGUCAUAGGUGUCAAAACACCACAUUGUAAAGAGGGAUGAUUUCCUUCUUUUGAUUUGAAAAUUUGCACAUGCUCAAUGCUUACAUUGUGCAGUUCAAUGUCACUACGGCUUUUUUUUUUUUUUUUUUCUUCCUUCCCAUUUAUGCCAGACUCUUGUUACUCUUUUAAAACUUGUUUGUGGUCAGCACGACAAGGAACAAAAGAAAGCUUUGAAAAAAACUUUAACAUGAAAAAAAACGCACUGACUUUUUUUAUUUAAUAUAGCCUGGACUUUACCUGCAUAUGCACAUGCUCAGAAUUGUCCUACUAGGCUGACCAUGUAUCACCUCUUCAGCUUGGAUCCUAUUGUGGAUUUAUUUACAAACAUCAAAUGCCUUCAAGCCAAUCCUUUUUGCUGUAUGUUUUGCAGCCUACUGUAGUAGAUACGCAACAGAUAUGUGGGGAAAAAAGAGAUAAGAGGAAGAAGCUAAUAAGAGACUGUCAAGAUUGUAUACCUUCUUGAUUUCUUUUAGGAAUUUGUUGCCUUUCUACUAUUACAGCAAAACAGCAUUUUGUUACUGACUGCCUAAAAUCACUUAAUCUCAGGUGAACGCAUCACUUGCCAAACUGUUGGAAUGCUAUUUGUGUUUUGUUGCACUGUUGAGUUAUAUUUUUGUUUAUUUGGUUGGCUUUUUGGAGAGAGAAAUUUGGAAACGGGACAUACACAAAAGUGAUAAUCCACCCACAUUCCCUUUUUAUCUUUAUCUACAAGAAGAAACUAGUAGAGCUAAGAAUGGAGUAAUAAAGACAGUACAGUGGGCACCAGCAAAGAGUUAAGGGCUAUUGCUCUUUAAAAUUAUUAUUUUUAAAGUAUGGAAGUUUUCCAGUCACUGGGGAAGGGAGGGGAAAGUGCAUUUAUUUUUAUACAGAGUUAAUUACCUCCAAAACACAUAUGUUGGAAAUCAUUUUUACUGGUGCAAAGUAUUUUCAUGAGCAGGAAUAUAUGUGGAGGUUAUGAUUAGAAAGCUUAAUUUAUAUAUUUGCUAUCCUGCUCAAGCUUGACAGCGUUGAAAUCCAUGUUUAUUCAAAAAAGUGUGUAACUUCAAAAUUACAAGUACUAGAAAGUUUGCUGGGAUAACUGUUUUGUAUUUUUGCAGGUUUUUUU
Molecule: messenger RNA, 2868 nt
Organism: Galeopterus variegatus (Sunda flying lemur)
Lineage: Eukaryota; Metazoa; Chordata; Mammalia; Dermoptera; Cynocephalidae
Gene: ARRDC3
Product: arrestin domain containing 3
Exons: 8
Coding region: 222-1466 (414 amino acids)
Biological process (GO): protein transport
Cellular component (GO): cytoplasm
Source: RefSeq, a predicted model, not a curated record